AUGGGGGGCAAAUCCGAAAACAAGGCCGGCUACUUCGAUAAGCUCAAGGGCUUACUCGAGGAGUACAAGUCCAUCUUCAUCGUCACCGUCGACAAUGUCAGCUCUCAACAAAUGCACGAGAUCCGUGGAUCUCUCCGUGGUGAGGGUGUUGUCUUGAUGGGAAAGAACACCAUGGUCCGCCGUGCCGUCAAGGGCUUCGUUGGCGACAACCCAGAAUACGAGCGUCUCCUUCCUUUCGUCAAGGGUAACGUCGGUUUCGUUUUCACCAACCAAGACCUCAAGACCAUCCGUGACAAGAUUCUCGACAACAAGGUCGCUGCUCCAGCCAGAGCUGGUGCCGUUGCCCCAGCUGAUGUCUACGUCCCAGCCGGUAACACCGGUAUGGAACCAGGAAAGACCUCUUUCUUCCAAGCUCUCGGUGUCCCAACCAAGAUUGCCCGUGGUACCAUUGAAAUUACCGCAGACUUGAAGCUCGUUGAGGCUGGUUCCAAGGUCGGAGCUUCCGAGGCUACCCUUCUCAACAUGUUGAACAUCUCUCCGUUCACAUACGGUAUGGGUAUCUCCCAAGUUUACGAUGCUGGUAACACUUUCCCACCAAGUGUUCUCGACAUCGAGGAGUCCCAACUUCUCAAGGCUUUCAGCAGUGCUAUCACCACCAUCGCUGCUAUCUCCUUGGCUGCCAACUUCCCAACCCUUCCAUCUGUUAUGCACUCUGUUGUCAACAGCUACAAGAAGGUUUUGGCCGUUGCCAUCUCAACCGACUACAGCUGGUCUGAGAUUGAUGAGUUGAAGGACCGAAUUGCCAACCCAGAGGCCUACGCCAGUGCCGGACCUGCCGCUACUGAGGCUGCCCCAGCUGCUGCUGCUGCUGAGGAGGCUAAGAAGGAGGAGUCCGAGGCUGAGGAGUCCGCUGAUGAGGGAUUCGGAGGAAUGUUCGACUAA
Botrytis sinoallii is the source of this 942-nucleotide messenger RNA. RefSeq lists its product as uncharacterized. Gene Ontology annotation, biological process: ribosome biogenesis; cytoplasmic translation; ribosomal large subunit assembly. The record is from RefSeq and is a predicted model, not a curated record. Gene Ontology annotation, cellular component: cytosolic large ribosomal subunit. The transcript is spliced from 2 exons. Lineage: Eukaryota; Fungi; Ascomycota; Leotiomycetes; Helotiales; Sclerotiniaceae. Bases 1 to 942 code for a protein of 313 amino acids. Gene Ontology annotation, molecular function: structural constituent of ribosome; large ribosomal subunit rRNA binding.